AUGGCCGGUGCUCAGACACUGGUGUGUGUGAAACAAGUGAAGCAAGAGGAACCAGAAGAGUGGGAUGAGAGCAUGCCAUUGCCUGGAGAUAUAAUUGAAGGGUUUUAUAAUUCUGAGAGUAGUGAUACUAUUGCUGAUGAGUUUUUUGUGCAUACCAAAGCCAAGUCAGAGCUUACCUCACAGCUUGCUAAGUUCAGCCAUGUUGAGGUCAUUUGGGUCAAGGUGAGAAGGGGUGAGAGCACACUCAAGCUCCAGACCCGUGUCGUGGCUGAGAGGAUUUCGAUGCUUCAGAGAAGGUAUACCAUUAGAGCAGCUACAGAUGACAGACAUGUUGCAAUUUUGGGGGACUUGACCUCAGACCAAUGUUCUGAGCUUCAGGAAUUGAGCAGGAGUUUGGUAAACGUGGAGUACAGAGGAUAUAACAAAAGGGGAGUUAAAUAUGACUGGAAGAUGAAAGUUGGUACCUAUUUGCCUGACCAACGUUGCACAAUUGUUAGCUCCAUUUUGUUCAUGCCACUGCCAGGCGAGAAAUGCACUGAGGCCACAACAGCCAGGUGCAUGGCUUGGUUUUCUGCAGCAGUUGCUUCAGGGGUUCCUCUUGUUUUUGUUAAUAUUCAAACAGAACAGAUCGUGUCGUCGGAGAAGAAUAAUUUGAUAGGAAAGGAUAUGAGUUGGGGUAGGCAGCAAAAUUACACAACAACAACAACAACAGUCCAAAUAGUGCAAGGCAUUAGACUGUGGUUCAUGCCCGGAGCUGCAGAAAUGCUAGUUGACUUGAUACCUCAACCUGGUGAAGCGCGGUUCGGAUUGGAAAUCAAACGCACUGACGAGGGACUGAUUUGCAUUCACUCAGUGGCAAAAGGUUCAGCUGCUGAUCGUUGUGGUCUUGGCAGCCUUCAUGAGGAAGCAUACGCAAGUGGCCGCCAGCUUGUGAUGUCUAGGUUAGAGGGCAAGAGCUUGAUGCCAUCACAUGUUAGCUCUGCGGGGCUCAUACACUGUUGUGAUCACACAGAAAUUAAAGAAACUCUUGCGUCGGCCAUUGACCAGAUGGAAAGCGUUCAGCUUCACCUCAUGGCCUGGUCUAACCAUUUACUUCCCAUUGCUCCGAAAGCUGUUGGCGCCACAACAGUACUCCGGCCGCCAAGUGGCUCUUGUCCCCCGAAAACAGGGUGA
This is a messenger RNA of Prunus persica (peach), 1173 nucleotides long. RefSeq lists its product as uncharacterized. Bases 1 to 1173 code for a protein of 390 amino acids. NCBI's taxonomy places the organism in Eukaryota, Viridiplantae, Streptophyta, Magnoliopsida, Rosales, Rosaceae. The record is from RefSeq and is a predicted model, not a curated record. The transcript has 4 exons.